AUGGACACAGAUGGGGAGCGCGCGCGGUGUGGGGCUCCACGGGGAAAAGGGAGGGAGGCGGAAAACGUGCGAAAGGUUUCUCAGCGCAUCCGCAGGAGCUCUCCAAGUCAUCACUUCCCAGGAUGCAUCCCGCGAGACGCCACGCCGCCAGCCGCUCCCGCCACUCUCUACAUUGAUCUGAACGGGACGGGACCUCUGCCCCGCUGUCAGCUUUACGCACGAGUGUCGGAUGUUAUUUUUGUCCCGGAGCGUCGCCCGCAGCCCUCGGCAUGUGUGUGUGCCGCAGCGCGUCUGAGGACAGGACGGGACCAGUUUGAGGAGAGGACGCACACAUCUGGGACAGUGGGACAGAUCACAGAGAAGAGCCAGCGAGGGGCCAAUCGGAAUCCAUAUUGCAGUGAUUGGAUGUAA
Messenger RNA from Knipowitschia caucasica, 411 nucleotides. Lineage: Eukaryota; Metazoa; Chordata; Actinopteri; Gobiiformes; Gobiidae. The record is from the annotation of a GenBank genome assembly.